Molecule: messenger RNA, 978 nt
Organism: Fusarium odoratissimum NRRL 54006
Lineage: Eukaryota; Fungi; Ascomycota; Sordariomycetes; Hypocreales; Nectriaceae
Exons: 6
Coding region: 1-978 (325 amino acids)
Molecular function (GO): oxidoreductase activity, acting on NAD(P)H
Source: RefSeq, a predicted model, not a curated record
AUGGUUCCAAGCCUGAGCUCAUCAAAAAAACAAAUCUCGCCGCCAAUGCUUGAACCUCACGAAGCCCUGGUCAAGGUUGCAACUGUAGCACAGAACCCAACGGGUGUCCAGGCUUUUGACCUAAACCUUUUCGGCAACGGCACUGUGCUUGGUUGUGACUUUGCAGGCAAAGUCGAGCGUCUUGGUAAAGAAGUCUCUAAAACUGCAGAGGGCGAUACGAUUGCUGGCCUUCUCUGGGGUGGCGAAGUCAAAGGUAUAGGAGCAUUUAGUGAAUACACGAAGGCCCAUGAAAGUAUCUGCUUCCGAGUGCCUAAGAAUGUUUCACUCCGAGAGGCUGCCACUCUUGCCUUCUUUUCGAAAGAUAGUCUCAAUAUUGACCGCACCCAAUCGGACACUGUUGUGUUGAUUUGGGGCGGAAGCUCGAGCGUUGGGCAAUACGCCAUUCAGAUUGCAGCAAUCUUUGGGUUCAAGAUUGUCACAACUUGCAGUCCUCACAGUUUCGACCUUGUCAGGUCACUUGGAGCAUCCCACGUAUUCGAUUAUAACGAUUCUGAUGUGGUGAAAUCGAUCAAGGAUACCGCACCUGGUUUGCGAUAUGUGUUCGACACCAUUGGCAACGAAAUGUCUUCCACAACUGCAUCCCAAGCCAUUGAUAAGACUGGCGGCACCCUCACUACUGUCAGGCCUGAUAUGAGCCUCACUGAAAAUGUGACGAAGCAGACCAAAGUCACACCCGUGCUUGUCUGGACCGCUUUCAACAGAGUUAUCCAGUACAAGAAGGCUCAAUUUCCUGCAAGCGAAGACGAUCACAAGCUCUGUGCCGAAUUCAAUGAGAAACUCCCUGUGUGGAUUGAGGAGGGCAAGAUCAAGCCUAACAAACCAAAAGUUAUCCCUGGUGGGCUGGACGCUGUUGUGCAAGGGUUUCAGGAAUAUCGGGAUGGCAAGAUUUCUGGUUACAAGCUCGUGUAUGAACUCUGA